This is a messenger RNA of Chara braunii, 3465 nucleotides long. Lineage: Eukaryota; Viridiplantae; Streptophyta; Charophyceae; Charales; Characeae. The record is from the annotation of a GenBank genome assembly.
GCAGGGAAGGUGAAUCACGCCGGACGAGUUCUUCCAAAGAGAUUCUGCAGAGUUCGACUGAUACGCUGUCUGCGGUCAGCAUAUUGCCGAGGCCAUGAAACGGUUAGUUGGAAACGACUCCCCCGCGGUCAAAGUCUACGGCCUCCGCACGUACUCUAAAGUGCGAGUCGUGUUUUUCGAUGAUGACCACGCACGCGGGUACUUCAAUGUCUCCCUCUUCGACAACACAUGGGAGAAUCGCGCCAUGAUGUUAUCCUUCCAGGACGCUGUGCGUGAUAUGCAGCAAUGGUGGAUCGACAACAACAGGAUCGAGGCACCCAAAGCUAAGGUGAGCGAGAAGGAUGCCGUCGCUGUUGCGCAUCAGAAAACGUGGCAGAACUUCCUGAGGGUCUGCAUGGGGAAGGCGUGCGACAAGGCGUUCGUGAAACAAGCACUCGACAACGAAUACAGCAAGGAUUGGAGUAACAAACUUCGGGGGUACCUGAACCUCGCCACAUCCACCCACAUGGUUUGGCCGCUGGUGGAGAAGUUCUUUCCGAUGUUCGAGGAGGGUAAUCUGCCAAUCGGCGACGACAAGAUCCCACUUGAGAUGCCGGGGAGGAUGGAGGGGCGCCUGCCCGGCCCGUACACUGACGAGAACAAGGGACAACGGACUUUGUACCACUGCAUAUAUGCGAGAGAUGGUCCCAAGGGCUCCACCGUGUCCUGGAAGGAUUUGUGUCCUACGUACUUCAAGAACUUCGGGGACAUGACAUGCCGCGAGAGAGAAGUCGCGCUACUCCUGCUCAUAUCGGGGAAAGUGGUGGCAACAAAAGUGAGAGUCACACCUCCGAGGGUGAACACAGAGUGCCUCCUCGACAUUAUGCGCAAGGGGAGAUACAUGGUCCGCAUGUUCAACUACGUCAUGUUUCGCGCCGAGGGAAGGGCAGGGGACGAAUGGAACGACGACUUCUUCAUGUCGUACAAGGACUUGGAAGAGAGGUAUGCUUCAAACGGGUUAUGCGCAGAUGAAUGGGAGAAGCAACGGGAGAAGCUGCAUAGCAACUUAGUGAAGACGAUCCCUCGGCGACUUGGAGGAGUGGAGGAGGCGAGGCAAGUUGCGGGCUUGGGGCCUACAGAAGUUAUGUACAAGGAGGCUCCAUUUCACUUUAAGGUCUUUAUAUACACCACGAUCGAUAAGCUCGAUAUGCUUCCAGCGGACGUGAAACGGAUCGCCUCCAGUGCACGCCAUCUUGUGUGGGACAAUCUCAGCAGGCAGACCACAUUGCUUCUUGUAUGCAUGCGGUCGAAGGAGGUUAUGGCGGCGCCCGUCGACAUCGUCGCAGCCCCACAAAAAAUGGCAUGCAGGGCCGCCAUCGUGGACAUCUCGGCCGCGAAUUUCAGCAGUGCAUGGACCUCGCAGGACUUCGAUGCACUGUGCGCAAUGAUGGCGAAGUGUUGUGGUCCAAAUUGGGUCCUCAUCUUCUUUGCACCGCAGAAUGUGCAAAGGGAUGUCUUGCGUCAAUUGUACCGUUGGGAGGACAUCGAGCUCAUCCCCGGGUCAUGGAAACGAGUGGACAGGCUGCCGAGCGAUGUCACAAGGUACGACAACAUCGCUACGAGCAGUCGGGACCUGAUGGCGAUCGUGCUGCACGCUGAAGGAGGGAAUCUGAAAAAAAUAACUGUCGCACCCCGACUUCACAACGAUCUCACCGAAGUGCAUGUUGUGGAGGAAAAAUUUGGGAAGUGUCUCAGAAAACAUGGUGGCGUCGAGGGUGACGAAAGUGCCGCAUAUUCAAUUUGGGAGCGAGAACCUGGCAAGUUGCGGAAGUUGUGCGGUUCAUUCGUAGGAGAGGCGGAAGGUGUGCUUUUGCUGGGUAGGACGCACGCGGGUCUUGUAUGGAAGUUAUUGCCUGCAGGUAAUAAUGUCAUUGUCUGUGACGAGUCGGCCAAGAACAUUGCAUACUUGACAAAGUUCGUCGACAUACUUGUUAAGGAUGGGAGAUUCGAGUGCCGCCUCGAGAAGCCGCGUGCCACACAUCGCACGAACAGGGAUAUGUACCACAAGAAAGCCAAGGUGACCGAGGCCCUCAAACAUUAUCACGGUGCUCUAACUGGCGCCUUCGAGACAUUCGUUGCUCGAUGCGAGAUCUUGAGGUUUGGUCUUCACAAAGAUAAACUGACGUUUAAGGACUAUGCAGACCUUGCUAAAUCGGGUGAAGGCUUUAACCCCGUUGACAGCGAGGAAGACUCGUCGGACACCGAUCUCGAGAUCGAAAAGGACACCAAUGCAACCGGGUGGUGUGGGAAGUCCGUUGCCAUGGAGCACAGCGUCAAGGGAUAUGGAACGGGUCAAUCAGAGGGAUGCUCGAACCUGCGGCCCGCAAACAGUGUAGCCUCGGGUGUGGACCGGGUUGUAUGUACGCUUGUGGAAGACGACGAAGACGAUGACCUUGAUAUUCCUGCUCAGCCAACGAAGCUGGCGCCAGACGAUCCGAUUCCUCCCAGAUUUUGUGCGGAUGCAAACAAUGUGUAUUUCUUGGAUGACAAAUAUGCCUGCACUAGUGAGGACAAGUGGGGCCAUGAUAUCAUUUGGCAUGACGACAUUUUCGAGCCAUGUAUCCAAGGCGGGGAGUGGAAAAUGGCGGUGAAGUAUGUCUCGAAGGGUUGGAGACCGUUUCCCCGCAUGGGAAAGGACAACUGGCUGAAGACGACGGAGCAAUCAAUACUAUACCGCUGUCGGAAAGAGAACUCCGGGGAGAGUGAAACAUCCAUCGCGGCAAAGGCGAAACAAUUGUUCGACGCCUUGGGAGUCACUCGGCAGUUAGAGUACUCACACAAGUUUUACGAGUUGCAGUCGAGCCCCUCGUACAGCAAGAUUGACUGGAAGGUUGAGCGCGCCGCCUCGCUCGAGAGCAUGGACGUGGACUCCCGAGAAGAUGCCACCUCUGUGCCCGAGGCGGCCACAGGGAACACGAUGGGUGAACAAAGGGAAGAUGGCGGGACGACGUUUGGCGUGAAGCCUCCGUUGCCAGAGGCGGGGAACACGCCCGCAGGCAAAAACACCAUCGGAGUCAUCUCUGCCGCAACGGGGGAUACAUCACAAGGUGAAAAAGUGUCACUCGACAAGCCGGUGGAUGCGGGCGCCACAUACGGGAGUCUUCUCGUGACAGGUGCGGCGCUGGCAGGCACAUCGGAGAUGGUGUCAGAGUCCACUGCUGGGAUGGGCGUCACGGGGAUGUCGUUGCAUCCGCCCACAUGCACUAGCAAAGGUGACGCACACUGUACAACAACACCACAGAGAGGGGUCACAGGGGAUGAUGGGAAUGGGGGAAAUGGAGGGGGGUCUCCACGUUCUUGUAAUAUUGAGGACAUGACGACGGACGAUGAGGAUGGGGUAGAAGGCGGAAAGGGCGUGAGCGAUCCCACGCGUGCAGAAUGAGGGGUGAGACAACGAAUGACCUUGAGGGGAAUCCUCUUCGCGGA